AAAGACUCAUACAAUAUUCGAUCUCGAUUUGUACUUAUUUCGGUACUUAGAAUAGUAACUAAUGCAAAUGUGUCAUCUGUUUAUUCGUAGACUACACUUCUUAGUAAGUUGACGGCAGUUCACGACUUGUGUUGAUAUUCCAGUGUCUCCGUUGAGUUGGUUACUGCUUGAGGUCGGCAGUAACCAGUCUUACAUGCAGAUUAGUAUAGGCCAUAGUCCGUGAUGUGAUGCCCGUGUAUAAGAAGGACUUUCUGUGGUGUUUGCUCUCUUUUUCUGCCCUGCCUUUUGCGAUGUUUAAUAGUUAAACAAACCAAGAGGGCGGUUGUUUGCUGUUACAACAGGGCAUAAGUUUGUGCUCUUAACGCUGCUGUGGUGUGAGAGGUUGAGGAGGUGUGACACAGAAAGUGGCUGUUGCUGCGGCUGCGCUGCCUGAUGGUUGUUAUUCCAAGGCCCCGCGGCGGACAACAGAACGGUGUCCGGUUGCAGUAGAAGCUAGAGGUGGGAGUGAAGAGAUGGGGAGGGGGUAAGGAGAGCAAGGCGGUGCGCGCAAGGGCGAUUGGUGGUGCGCAGGGUCACAACAACUGGAGGAGGAGGAGAAAGAAGGCGGAUAGGAAAGCGCUUUGCUGACGGUCACGGGAGGGCACGAUUGACCUAGAAAAAAAUAUUGAAGCGUUUUCUCCUGGGUUUAGAGAAGGGGUGGGCUGCUGUAAAGAGGGUGGAAAACUUUGGAAGACUGUUGCAAGGAGUUGGGGGCUUUAAACCUAUCUGUCGUUUCGCCUUUUUAUAUGGAAGACCGAGGCUUGAAGCUCACCUUAUGAUCUAAUAACCGUUUUCGUAUUCUGAAACUGGCAACUUAGGGGGAUGAAAUUGCGGACAAACGGCAACCGGAACACUUUUCUGGCAUUGCUUUGGAGGCCUUGACGUGGUGGUGGACUGUGUCAUUCCGCAUAAAAAUCAAGGGCGGGCUGCACCUUUCCUUCCAAAGCAGAAAUGUAAUUUCCGAGGGGGUCGUCUCACCAGGAGGUAGUCCUUGCCAUUACGGUAACCUGGGCUUCUAAAAGGUCGUUGGCAUUUAAGCACUUUUAUUUAAAAAAACAACAAUAAAAAAAAACUGGUCGAACUUGUUUGUCUUGGCUGACUGGGAGACACAAGGAAAUUCUUUCUUUAGGGAAGAGCUGUUACAGCUAUACAGCAGUGAGACGAUGUCAGAUUUUUCCCAGAAUUGAUUUUUGAAACUUUCUACUACUUAAGGUCACAGACAGGCUCUUCAUUUGCAUUCAUUAUCUACCCGGUAUCUCCUAUUUCUUUUUCGGGGGUUGUUUUUGCAUGUUAACUGCAGUUUAACGGAUAAAUUUUCCCUUGAUUGGAGAUUAUAUAUGGCGAAUGCCUUUUAGCUGUGAAAAAUAAAAUAUAUGUGUUUAUACAUUGUGGUGACGUGGUAUAGCUGUUAACUUUUUAGGGGUGGGUAGUGGAAGAUAUGGCAAUGGUGACUGGAGGCUGGGGAGACCCAAAUGGGGAUUCCAAUGGAGUGGAGAAGGGCUACCCAAGAAACUCUGAAGAGGAGUCUUCCCCACAGGAUAUGGCCAGUGACCAAGAACAUGGCGAAGAGGAUAAGCAUGGGUUUCAAGUGGACUGUGUUGUCUGUGGGGACAAAUCCAGCGGAAAGCACUACGGAGUCUUCACCUGCGAAGGUUGCAAGAGCUUCUUCAAAAGAAGUGUCAGGAGAAACCUGAGCUACACUUGCAGAUCCAACCGUGAAUGCCAAAUUGACCAGCAUCAUCGAAAUCAGUGCCAGUAUUGCCGUUUGAAAAAAUGCUUCCGUGUUGGAAUGAGGAAAGAAGCUGUUCAGAGAGGUAGAAUUCCUCCAACCCAUCCUUGUGCAAGUCCUAAUGCUGCACCCAGUGGUGAAUAUUUCAAUGGACAACCUCUUUCAGAACUGAUUUCUCAACUUCUGCGGGCUGAACCGUACCCCACCUCACGCUUUGGGUCUCAGUAUGCCCAGCAGAGCAGUGUCAUGGGUAUUGACAAUAUUUGUGAGCUGGCAGCCAGACUUUUAUUCAGCACGGUUGAAUGGGCGAGGAACAUCCCAUUUUUCCCUGAGCUGCCAGUUUCCGAUCAGGUCGCACUGCUUCGGCUGAGUUGGAGUGAAUUGUUUGUCUUGAAUGCUGCUCAGUCGGCACUCCCACUUCACAUGGCGCCACUGUUAGCUGCAGCCGGCUUCCAUUCGUCACCAAUGUCAGCUGACAGAGUUGUAUCAUUUAUGGACCAAAUCCGAAUUUUUCAGGAUCAGGUUGAAAAGCUGAACCGCUUAGCGGUGGACUCUGCUGAAUAUAGCUGUUUGAAAGCAAUUGCUCUCUUUACUCCUGAUGCAUGUGGUCUCACUGAUCCUACUCAUGUGGAGAGCUUACAGGAAAAAGUCCAGGUAGCAUUAACUGAGUACAUCCGUUCCCAGUAUCCUUCCCAACCACAGCGCUUUGGCAGGCUCUUGUUAAGACUGCCAGCACUUCGAGCUGUUCCAGCCUCACUCAUUUCACAACUUUUCUUCAUGAGACUAGUGGGGAAAACUCCCAUUGAAACUCUAAUCAGAGACAUGCUGCUGUCUGGCAGUUCUUUCAACUGGCCCUAUGGAUCAAGUCAGUGAAAAACAAGAUACAAGGAAUGAUUUUGUUGCAGUUCAGUGACUGAGCUGAAUUAACUGGCAGUAAGGUCGCUUCAGUUUGGAAGAACCAGUAUUUGUGAUAUUUCUUCUGAAGCUCAUUCAUGUUGAGGGUAUGGAAUUGGGAUGACCAUCUUGCUGAUGUUUUUAAUAAAGCUGUACUUGGCAGGCAAA
Messenger RNA from Protopterus annectens (West African lungfish), 2830 nucleotides. It is a transcript of the gene NR2F6, whose product is annotated as nuclear receptor subfamily 2 group F member 6. NCBI's taxonomy places the organism in Eukaryota, Metazoa, Chordata, Ceratodontiformes, Protopteridae. The record is from RefSeq and is a predicted model, not a curated record. Gene Ontology annotation, molecular function: nuclear receptor activity; zinc ion binding; RNA polymerase II cis-regulatory region sequence-specific DNA binding. Gene Ontology annotation, biological process: cell differentiation; anatomical structure development; negative regulation of transcription by RNA polymerase II. Bases 1478 to 2641 code for a protein of 387 amino acids. The transcript is spliced from 4 exons.